Anas platyrhynchos (mallard) is the source of this 553-nucleotide messenger RNA. It is a transcript of the gene FABP6, whose product is annotated as fatty acid binding protein 6. Lineage: Eukaryota; Metazoa; Chordata; Aves; Anseriformes; Anatidae. The record is from RefSeq and is a predicted model, not a curated record. Gene Ontology annotation, molecular function: lipid binding.
UAUAAAAAUGAGGGCCUCAGGCCAUCUGCACUUACCAAUUCUUCUUUGUUUCAGUGGCUAUCCUGCACUACCAGCCACAUCUCCAGGGCAACAUGGCAUUCACGGGCAAAUACGAAUUUGAAAGCGAUGAGAACUACGAUGACUUUGUGAAGGCAAUUGGUCUUCCCGGUGAGAAGGUUGAGAUGGGAAGGAAUUGUAAAAUAGUCACUGAGGUGGUGCAGAAUGGAAAUGACUUCACCUGGACACAGCAUUUCCCAGGAGGUCGCACCACAACUAAUACAUUCACUAUUGGCAAGGAAGCAGACAUGGAGACAAUGGGUGGUAAAAAGUUCAAGGCAACUGUUAAAAUGGAAGGGGGAAAAGUAGUAGCUGAUUUUCCCAACUAUCAUCACACUGCAGAGAUUGCUGGAGGAAAACUAGUGGAGCUCUCUACUGCUUCUGGUGUAACCUACAAGAGAACCAGCAAAAAGAUUGCUUAAGGCAUUAAAGCACAUUUUCCAGUGUACUGAAAAAUAUGCAACAAUACAAUUAAAUAAAAUACACUUCUGACCUA